Messenger RNA from Zingiber officinale, 902 nucleotides. Its product is annotated as transcription factor MYB54-like. Gene Ontology annotation, molecular function: RNA polymerase II cis-regulatory region sequence-specific DNA binding; DNA-binding transcription factor activity, RNA polymerase II-specific. The transcript has 3 exons. Lineage: Eukaryota; Viridiplantae; Streptophyta; Magnoliopsida; Zingiberales; Zingiberaceae. The coding region runs from base 7 to 672 and encodes 221 amino acids. Gene Ontology annotation, cellular component: nucleus. The record is from RefSeq and is a predicted model, not a curated record. Gene Ontology annotation, biological process: regulation of DNA-templated transcription.
UUAAUUAUGCCAAACAUAUGUAGUUGCACCACAAGCAGUUUCAAUUCUUUCUCCAUUUGUCGUCUGCAAUUAAGUCGAUCGAUCGGUAUGAGCAGAGGCCACUGGAGGCCGGAGGAGGACGAGAAGCUCAGGGACACGGUCGCUCGGUUCGGCCCUCACAACUGGAACGCCAUCGCAGAGAACAUUCCAGGAAGAACAGGAAAGAGUUGCAGGUUGAGGUGGUUCAACCAGCUGGAUCCGAGGAUCGACCGGAGGCCGUUCUCCGAGAAGGAAGAGGAGAGGCUGCUGGCGGCGCACAUCCUCCACGGCAACAGGUGGUCGGCCAUCGCCAGGAUGUUCCCCGGCCGCACCGACAACGCGAUCAAGAACCAUUGGCAUGUCCUCGCCGCCCGGCGGAAGAGGCCUCUCUGUUCGACUACUGCACACCCGGCGGCAGGAAGAACCCUGCCAAUCAGGAUGCAUGGCGCUGCAGUGGAGUUCUAUGAUUUCCUGCAAGUAAAGAGCAGUGGUGCAGAGUCUGGGGAGGCAACCACCAAUUGCAGCUCGAGCGUGGAGCAAGAAGAAGAGGAGGAGGAAGAAGAAGAGCAGUGGAGGAAGCAUAUUAGUGGAGUUCCCUUCAUUGACUUCUUGCAAGUUAGAAGUUCUUCAUGUGCAGUCAACUGCAGCAAUUGAAUACGCUUGUGAUUAUAAUUAGUUCAAUUAAACUCACUGGUAGAUCGAUGUAGGUUAAAUUGUAUAGUACUGAAACUGUAUGAUCAGUGUUCAGUGAUGCAAAAUUGCCUGUCCCAAGGGUUGUCCAAUUGGCUAAGAAGGUGGUUCGAUGGAUAUAUUUCUUCUACCCUCGGUUAUAAACUGACAUCGUAAUUUACUUCUAUUCAUAUAAGUAUAUAACGUUGGGACGA